This is a messenger RNA of Cajanus cajan (pigeon pea), 4354 nucleotides long. Its product is annotated as phospholipid-transporting ATPase 1. Gene Ontology annotation, cellular component: plasma membrane. Gene Ontology annotation, molecular function: ATP binding; ATPase-coupled intramembrane lipid carrier activity; ATP hydrolysis activity. Lineage: Eukaryota; Viridiplantae; Streptophyta; Magnoliopsida; Fabales; Fabaceae. The record is from RefSeq and is a predicted model, not a curated record. Gene Ontology annotation, biological process: phospholipid translocation.
UUACACCACCCUCCGACCAACCAUGGCUGACUUGUUCAUCAUUUGUUUCUUCGUUGCAAUUGUUCUUCUCUCUCUCUCUCUCUCUCUCUCUGUCUCUUUCUCUCUCCUAAACAAUUCAUCAAAUCAAUGCCUUUUAAAGCUCAAAAACCCGCCACUUCUCUCUCCGCAUUCUCAACACUCUUCUCCUGAUUCCACCUUCUGCCUCCUCUCCUCCUUUGCUUUUUCAGCUUUUCUCUUCUGCUAGACUCACAAUUCAAUAUCAAAUGUGACCACCUCUCUCGGCGCGAAUUCGAACAUUGGUUCGUCACGUCGUGGGAGAUUAGCCCUUCUGCAACACUAUACAACGUUGGAAUUCGAAUGUUUUGUCUCGGGUGUUUUUCUUUUUCUCUGGAUCAUGAGUCGUGGCGUAUGAGGUUUGCUACCUUUUGAUCCCACCUUCAAGGGUACCCCUUUGCGCUGGAGAUUCCGAAAAAUUGAAUUUUUGAAAGAUCUAGCGAGGUCAAAAGUCAAAUAUCUUAGCACCUCUAUGAUGGACCCCAAAACCCCAUUUGAGGAUUCUUCCAAUUUUGAUUCUUUCAUGUUCAAUUCAUCGUCACGUAGAAGUGGCGUGGCCGCUCAGUCUAGGAGCAACUCCAUCCAGGAAGUGGGUUUUGGCCACUCAGGAUCCACGCGUGUGAGGUAUGGGUCAAAGGGUGUUGAUUCUGAAGCCCUCAGCAUGUCUCAGAAGGAAAUCAGUGAUGAGGAUGCAAGGUUGGUUUAUGUUGAUGAUCCUGAGAGGACCAAUGAAAGGCUUGAAUUUGCAGGGAAUUCAAUCCGAACUGCCAAGUACUCCAUCAUCACCUUUCUUCCAAGGAAUUUGUUUGAACAGUUUCAUAGAGUUGCUUAUAUUUACUUCCUUGUGAUUGCGGUUCUCAAUCAGCUCCCUCAGCUAGCUGUUUUUGGAAGGGGUGUUUCCAUUUUGCCAUUGGCCAUUGUGCUGCUUGUCACUGCUGUGAAGGAUGCAUAUGAAGAUUGGAGGAGGCACAAUUCAGACAAAAUUGAGAACAACAGGUUAGCAUGGGUUUUGGUUAAUGGUGUGUUUCAACAGAAGAAGUGGAAGGAUGUUAGAGUUGGGGAGGUUAUUAAAAUCAGUGCAAAUGAAACCAUUCCUUGUGAUAUUGUGUUGCUCUCAACUAGUGACCCUACCGGGGUUGCUUAUGUGCAGACUAUUAAUCUUGAUGGAGAGUCUAAUUUGAAGACUAGGUAUGCAAAGCAAGAGACUCAAUCUAAGUUGCCUGAAAAGGAGAUGUUGAAUGGGUUGAUUAAGUGUGAGAAACCCAACAGGAACAUAUAUGGGUUUCAGGGUAAUAUGGAAGUUGAUGGAAAGAGGUUGUCUCUUGGAUCCUCCAACAUUGUCCUUAGAGGCUGUGAGCUCAAGAAUACUAAUUGGGCACAUGGUGUUGCUGUGUAUUGUGGUUGUGAAACUAAAGCUAUGCUCAACAGCUCAGGAGCUCCAUCGAAAAGGAGCCUUCUUGAGACUCGCAUGAACUCUGAGAUCAUCAUGCUUUCUUUAUUUCUUGUAGUUUUGUGUACAGUCUCCUCAGUUUGUGCUGCUGUUUGGUUAAAGCGCCACAAGGGUGAGUUGAAUCUCUUGCCGUAUUACAGGAAACUGGAUGUUUCAAAGGGGGUAGAGGACAGCUAUAAGUAUUAUGGAUGGGGAUUGGAAAUCCUUUUUACUUUCCUUAUGGCAGUUAUAGUGUACCAGGUCAUGAUCCCUAUAUCCUUGUACAUUUCCAUGGAGCUUGUCCGUGUGGGUCAGGCAUACUUCAUGAUUGGAGACACCAGAAUGUAUGAUAAGGCAACAAAUUCAAGAUUUCAGUGCAGGGCUUUGAAUAUUAAUGAAGAUUUAGGUCAAAUUAAAUAUGUCUUUUCCGACAAAACUGGUACACUGACUGAGAACAAGAUGGAGUUUCAAUGCGCAAGCAUCUUGGGGUUUGAUUACAGUUCUGCAACAGACAGUCUUGAGAAUGAGCAAGUUGAAUACUCUGUUCAAGCGGAUGGAAAGAUCAUUAAGCCAAAGAUGAUGGUGAAAGUUAAUCAAGAGCUUUUGCAACUAUCAAAAAGUGGAUUUGCAAAUAAAGAGGGCAAACAAAUUUAUGAUUUCUUUCUAGCAUUGGCAGCCUGCAACACAAUUGUGCCUCUUCUUGUUGACACAUCUGACCCUAUGGUCAAGCUGAUAGAUUACCAAGGGGAAUCGCCAGAUGAACAAUCAUUGACUUAUGCUGCUGCUGCAUAUGGUUUUAUGCUUAUUGAACGAACCUCAGGCCACAUAGUCAUUGAUAUUCAUGGAGAAAGACAAAGGUUCAAUGUCUUAGGUUUGCAUGAAUUUGAUAGUGAUCGGAAGAGGAUGUCGGUUAUAUUGGGGUAUAACAACAAUUCUGUAAAACUCUUUGUUAAAGGGGCAGAUACAUCCAUGCUUAGUGUGAUAGACAAAUCAUUGAACACAGACAUACUACAAGCAACUGAAACCCAUCUUCACUCUUACUCCUCUGUGGGUCUGAGAACACUUGUUAUUGGGAUGAGGGACUUGAAUGUUUCGGAAUUUGAGCAAUGGCACUCUGAUUUUGAGGCUGCAAGUACUGCUUUGAUUGGUAGGGCUGCUAUGCUUCGCAAAGUUGCUAGCAAUGUAGAGAACAAUCUGUGCAUAUUGGGUGCAACUGCUAUCGAAGAUAAACUGCAGCAAGGUGUGCCAGAAGCUAUUGAGUCUCUAAGGACUGCAGGUAUUAAAGUAUGGGUCCUGACUGGGGACAAACAGGAAACUGCCAUAUCAAUUGGAUACUCCUCAAAGCUCCUAACGAGCAAUAUGACUCAAAUUAUAAUUAAUACAAACAAUCGAGAGUCAUGUAGAAGACGGUUACAAGACGCCCUAGUCAUCUCUAGAAAUCAAAGGGCUGUGUCUAGAGUUACGCACAAUUCUGAUGGAAGUUCAGAUGCUGUUUCAAUUUCAGCUCCAUUGGCCUUAAUUAUCGAUGGUACUAGCCUUGUUUAUAUUCUUGACAGCGAGCUUGAAGAAGAGCUCUUUGAUCUUGCAACUAGAUGUUCUGUUGUUCUCUGUUGUCGAGUGGCUCCACUACAGAAGGCUGGGAUUGUUGCGCUUGUGAAGAAUAGGACGGAUGACAUGACACUAGCCAUUGGAGAUGGUGCUAAUGAUGUAUCGAUGAUCCAAAUGGCUGAUGUUGGAGUUGGAAUCAGUGGACAGGAGGGUCGGCAAGCUGUAAUGGCUUCAGAUUUUGCAAUGGGGCAGUUUAGAUUUUUAGUUCCUCUCUUAUUGAUACAUGGACAUUGGAAUUACCAACGAUUGGGUUACAUGAUAAUAUACAACUUCUACAGAAAUGCUAUCUUUGUUCUUGUCCUAUUUUGGUAUGUGCUCUUAACUACCUUCACUUUGACAACUGCUAUAAAUGAAUGGAGCAGCAUGUUAUAUUCGAUAAUCUACACUGCAUUGCCAACUAUUGUUGUUGGUAUUCUUGACAAGGAUCUUAGUAAAAGGACUCUCCUAAAGAAUCCUCAGCUUUAUGGAGCCGGACUAAGACACGAGGCCUACAACAAAAAAUUGUUUUGGUUGGCAAUGGCUGAUACAUUGUGGCAAAGCAUUGCUGUCUUCUUCACUCCCCUAAUUGCAUAUUGGGGAACCACUGUAGAUGUAGCAAGCAUAGGAGAUCUUUGGACUCUUUCAGUUGUUAUUUUGGUUAAUUUGCACUUGGCCAUGGAUGUCAUCAGGUGGAGUUGGAUUAUUCAUGCAGUCAUUUGGGGCUCUAUUGUUGCGACUUUAAUAUGUGUCAUGAUUAUCGAUGCUAUACCUGCCUUCCCUGGUUACUGGGCUAUCUUUCAUGUUGCAGGAACUGGAGUGUUCUGGUUAUGUUUGCUCGGAAUUGUGAUAGCCGCGUUACUUCCACGAUUUGUUGUAAAAUAUAUUUAUCAGUAUUAUUUUCCAAGUGACAUUCAGAUUUCAAGAGAAGCUGAGAAGUAUGGGAAUCCAAGAGACAAUGGAAGUGGACAAAUAGAAAUGCUUCCUGUUUCAGAUGCUCCACCAAGAUAACAGAAGUUAGCUUCUUCCCUGUGUUCUGUAAAAUUUCUUUUGUAAAGUUACAUAUUCUUUAGGCUACAUCAGAGUAUUUCUGUUGGUUGCCAGAUUUCAUUGUUCUAUCCGAAGGAUAGAGUUUUUGUUUUUAAUGCAGAGGCUGCUUGUAUUAUUAUUCCUUUGUGUCGAUAAAUUAGCCUGUUGUAAAUUAACAAUUAUUAUAGCAGAUAUAGAAAAGAUGUUACAAGUUAAAUUAUAACAUGAAGAGUUGAGUUCAUUGCCUGCUUGAUGAUG